Arxiozyma heterogenica is the source of this 1851-nucleotide messenger RNA. RefSeq names its product dicarboxylic amino acid permease (gene DIP5). Gene Ontology annotation, molecular function: amino acid transmembrane transporter activity. Gene Ontology annotation, cellular component: membrane. NCBI's taxonomy places the organism in Eukaryota, Fungi, Ascomycota, Saccharomycetes, Saccharomycetales, Saccharomycetaceae. The coding region runs from base 1 to 1851 and encodes 616 amino acids. Gene Ontology annotation, biological process: amino acid transmembrane transport. The transcript has a single exon. The record is from RefSeq and is a predicted model, not a curated record.
AUGCCACGUAGAAAAAUCAAACCAGAUAACACUUCUGAUAUAGAAACUUAUGAGAUGGACGACAAUAACAGCUUUGUUAAAAGACAUGGAUCAUCCAAUGAUUUAGAUUCUAUAGAAAAAAAUGAUAAGAAAUUCGAUGGCUUGGUUAUUGAAAAAGAAGAGGACCUUAUAAACUAUGACUUGGAAAGAAAUAAUUCCAAUAUCUCUUCUAAAAUACAUGAUAACUCUGAUGAUUACCUUUUUGAUGGCAAAAAAGAUGAUGAAAGAUUGAAAAAAGAUUUGAAAGCCCGUCAUGUCUCCAUGAUCGCCAUUGGUGGUGCUCUUGGGACUGGUUUAUUGAUUUCUACCGGUACUUCUUUGGCUACUGCUGGUCCUGUUUCUAUGCUAAUCACAUACUCCUUUGUUGGUAGUCUGGCAUUUUUCACAAUGUCUUGUCUUGGUGAAAUGGCAACAUAUAUUCCAUUGGAUGGGUUUACAAGUUAUGCCUCUAGAUACUGCGAUCCUGCCUUAGGGUUUGCCGUCGGUUAUGCGUACUUAAUAAAAUAUUUCAUCUUACCCCCAAAUCAAUUAACGGCUGCUGCUAUGGUCCUUCAAUUCUGGGUCGAUAGAGAUAGAGUCAAUCCAGGUGUUUGGAUAACUAUUGUCCUUGCAGUCAUUGUCUUAAUUAAUACAUUUGGGGUCAAAUUCUUCGGUGAAUUUGAGUUUUGGUUGUCAAGUUUUAAAGUUCUUGUCAUGUUAGGUUUGAUCCUUCUUUUAUUCAUUAUUAUGUUAGGUGGUGGUCCAAAUCAUGAUAGAUUAGGUUUUAGAUACUGGAAAAAUCCAGGUGCCUUUAAAGAGUAUUCAGAUACCAUUUCUGGUGACACUGGUAGAUUUGUCGCUUUUGUCGCAUGCUUCGUUUAUGCUUUAUUUGCUUACACUGGUAUUGAAUUAACUGGUAUUGUUGCAGCUGAGGCUAAGAAUCCAAGAAAAAAUAUUCCAAAAGCUAUUAGAUUGACCGUGUAUCGUAUUAUUAUUUUUUACGUGGUUACUAUCUUGCUGUUGGGCAUGUGUGUCGCAUAUAAUGAUCCAAAACUGUUAGAAGCUAGAAAGAAGAGUACAUCUGCCGCUGCAUCUCCAUUUGUUGUUGCUAUCGAGAAUUCCGGUAUUAAAGUUUUACCACAUAUAUUCAAUUUCUGUGUUCUAAUGUUUGUUUUUUCUGCAUGCAAUUCUGAUCUGUAUGUUGCCUCCAGAUCUUUAUAUUCAUUGGCUAUUGAUAAUAAGGCUCCUAAGAUAUUUGCAAAGACUAACAAGUGGGGUAUUCCAUAUUAUUCGUUGGGUGCUAGUGUUUUAUUCUGUUUCUUAGCCUAUAUGAGUGUUUCUUCUGCUUCUUCUAAGAUUUUCAACUACUUCGUGAAUGUGGUAUCCAUCUGUGGCGUUCUAACAUGGAUUACCGUCUUAAUUACAUACAUUCGUUUCGAUAAAGCUGUAAGAGCACAGGGAAUAGACAAAUCUACCUUUGCUUAUGUAGCGCCACUUCAACCAUAUGGAGCCUAUUUUGCGCUAUUCUUCUGUUGUUUAAUAGCAUUAAUUAAGAAUUUCACAGUCUUUUUGAAUCAUGAGUUCGAUUACAAAAACUUCAUUACCGGUUACAUUGUUCUACCUAUCUUUGCUGCUUGUUAUUUCGGUUAUAAAUACUUGAAAAAGACAAGGAUUAUUCCACCUGAAGAGGUAGAUUUAUACACUUUCAAAGCCGCUAUUGACCAAGAGGAAGAAGAGGGUAAGAUUGCUGAUGCAGAGUUAAAGGAAAGAAUAAAGAAUGGUCACAAAAAUUGGGAGUGGUUCUAUGAAACCUUCUUAGGCAAAAUCUUUUAG